GACACCCCUUACGGAUAGACGUUUUUCCUUUAAAUCUGGGUGCCAACCCACUAGAAACGAUGUAAGGGCUUCCCUCUCACACACACUAACAGCGCUAUUCCCUGACACGUCAAAGCACACUCUCCGCGGUCUGUGGACGUCCUGAAAGCUUACCCAUUGGAUCGCAAGGCAGCGGUCCGUGCUCUGAUUGGCUGGGAGCGGCUGCAAGCAGGGUAGGCUGUGUCUGUGCGAUCCAUGUAGGUAGAAUGGAGCUGCUUCCGGGGAGCUGGGCUGAGGCGGCUGCUACUGGAGUGGGAAAGCUGAGAGGAGAUUUCCGCGGAGGGCUGGGAAUUCUUAAACCUGCAACUCGCUUGUGAACUGGUGACCAAAGAAGUGAACUGGAGACCAAAGAAAUAACUGAUGAUCCCCAGACGGAGUAUCCAGGAGAGCAAAUCAGUGCCACCCAAAUCUAGGGCUGGGCCCCCUGUCCAGUGCUCCAGGUUCCUCUUUGGGGCAGUCCAGCAGUUUGGAAACCUGCCCUACUGAUACAGCACCGCACUGUGUGAACAGUGACAAACUGACAAUGCGUCUUAGGGAAGGGCGCACACACUCCUUCCAGCCCCCCAGUUCAGUCCACUCUUCGCUUGGCAGCCAUGUUUACACAUUCAGCAAUGGGAAUGCCGAGGCAGACAGCUCUUCGGAAGAAGAAUUUGAUGUCACGGAGUUACGAGCACGGGGAGGUGAACAGCAGCGGGUUAAUGGGUCACGUGAAAAGGUCGGUGAUGUCAUUCUCCUAGAACGCGCCAUCACAGAAGACGAUAACCUCAACAAACUGGCACUACAGUAUGGCUGCAAGGUCGCCGAUAUCAAGAGAGUGAACAAUCUAAUCACAGACCAGGAUAUCUAUGCUUUAAAGACAAUCAAGAUCCCCGUCAAGGUUCAUGGGCUCUUAACAGAAAGAGGCGAUGAGCUGAAUGCUCCCCAGCAUACGCCUGGGAAUGCGAGUGCUCUACCUGAGCCUGACCAGAAGUCCUUACCCUCCCCGGGAAGUGGGGACUUCACUGUUUAUUUUAAGGAGAUUGAUCAGAACAUUGAAGCAGCAGCUCAAACCCACGACCUGUUCAACGAGUCUUUUGCCUUGGAUUCUCCCCACCACUUAUCCACACAUAUCCAGGGGCAGAAGCAGCACAGUUCAGGGGCAGACUGGGGGCUUCGGUGGUGGAAUGCCGUUGUUAUUAUGCUUCUGGUUGGAAUUGUUUUGCCAGUAUUUUAUAUAGUCUACUUUAAAACACAGGGAGAUUCAGAGGACAUAUUUUCCAUUGAGGGUCGGACAAAUGCCUCCGCUUCUCUGAGCCCACACACGAAUACAGUCCAGUCACUGGAACAAAUGACACAGAGAACAUCUGGUUUCUCCCCUAGCAUCCUGCAGGGCUCCCACAAACUGCUCAAUCCAGGAGGCUGAUGCUGGGAGGUGGAUAACUGACCUUUGGUUUACAAGAGCAGGUGCAGAAGUCACUUUACAUUUUUUGGUGCCAUAUGACUCCACUUCACUACAUUACGUCCUGGCUGAUGAAUUUGAACCAGGCUGACUCAGAAGUUUUAUUUUAUCUAUAAUAUUUCAGGAGGGAUGGGUGCCCAGCCUCCCAGGUUGCCUUCAGCUCUCUGUCUACUGUCUCAGCAUUGGGGAGAAAACCUAAGUUGUUCUUAUGGCUUUACCCAUGAAUCACUCACAGAAUUAUCCUUCUUUCAUUUUUAUGAACUCACUCUAUUUUAUGUUGGUUCUUUUAGGAAAUACUAGAUCUUAUUAUUAAGUAUUAUUUAUAUAUUGGAAUGGAACAGGGAGAACAGAAAAGUGUCAGCAGUAGUGGUUUGUAUGCACAGUGGUACAGGCUUGUUUAUUUGUCUCUUAACCCCCUCUUGGUGCUCCAGUGGUUCAUUCCACCCCAAGCCACACCCCUGUCCUUCUGACCACUCCUCCCUUUGGUCUUGAUGUCACUGCCAUUGGGAGUGUGCAAGUGUGUUGGCAUGGUAGUUGUCAUAUAUAGUAGGGCCGUUAGACUUUAGUUCCACUGUGUUAUCUUCUGUCACAUGAAAACUAUGUUCUGUUUAUCUAUGUUAAAAAUUGAAUAGGUUUCUUUGCUGUGCCUCAGCUAAGCAUUCUGCCCCAUAUUUAUCAGCCACAGGCAUAUCCAAGGAGGAGUGCAGUUAAAGGGGUGGCUUACCUUUAAGCUAACUUUGUGUGUUUUAGAAUAUCGUAUUUCUAGCAGCUUUGCAAUUGGUUUUCAUUAUUUCUUAAAGUUUUUGAAUUAUUUGUCUUCCUCUUAUACCUCUUUUCAAAUGGGGGUCACUGACCCCGACAGCCAAAAUGAUUACUCUGCGAGGCUACAAUUUAAUUGUUACUGCUACUUUUUAUAUCUUUCUGUUUAGCCCCUCUCCUGAUAAUAUUCCAGUCUCUCAUUCAAACCACUGCUGCUAUUCGGUUGCUGGGGUAAAUAGCAACCGAAUAGCAGCAGAAAUAAACUGAAAAAAAUGAAGACCAGUUACAAAUUGUCUCAGAAUAUCACUGUCUGCAUCAUACUAAAAGUUAAUUUAAAGGUGAACUACCCAUUUAAUAUAAACAAGCAUUUCAGAUUAGGGUGAAUUCAUCCUGCCAUGUCUGUUGGGAUGUUUUUCCACAGAUACUUAGUGUGUGUAUCUUGAAUCACUGCCAUAAAGCAAGGAUGGGCUGCUGCUAUUGCAAGAAAGGAAGUGCAGUGUUUACCAAAAUCCCCUAAACUUUAUUAUAAUGAAGCACAUUUUUUAGGUGUAAGUAAACCCUAUAGCACCACACCUAUAAAGGGAAACUGCCAAAAGCAACAUAUUACUGAAUUGCUUCUGCUAUCUCAGGGCUGUAAGUGUGUAAAUAUACAUACAGCAGAGCAGUCCAUACAUGUUGGCUAGAACAGUAGAUUUGAAUCAUGGCUUCAUGUGGCUAAAUAAGCAUCUUAACAUAUGUGGAACUGCAGACUGAGGGAGCAAUACGAGCGCUGUCAUGUAGCCGGCAGGCAAGCUUAGAGGGGUGUACAAGCUUCAUACAACUGUUCCGCCAAGGGUUAAAUCAUUGUGGGGCUCAGUAAGCUUGGAGCAGGAGUGUUAACAUCCACUUUAAAGAGUGCAGCGAGUAUGUAAGUCAACAAGUCCAAUGUCUCUCCUAAGAAGCAAUGCUGAUCCCUUUCUGUCUGUGGGAAUAUUAACCAAGCAGCUCAUCCAAAUGCACAAAAUCACCAUUUUCUUUCAGUUCCUCACAUUUCAUGUCUUUUUUCCCAGCUGUAGCGUUUAGAAAUGAGUUUCAGUUCUGUAGGUUGACCAGUAUUUUAAUGCAGGGCCAAUAGGAGGUGCCUGUUGCCCAGUGGAGUUAAUGCACAGUGAUCCCACUGUAGAGUAGAUAAUACUGCAUAUAAAAUGCAGAAAUGUCAGGCUGAAGGAUUGGUUUGGGUGCCAUAUGUAUGCAUAUCGGUACAAUUAUUUGCAAAAGUCUAACCAGUUGUAAAAAUUUGCCUCUUACAAUUUGUCUCUUGCCUUGGUAACCACAAUGAAUUUAAGUUUUGUUGACUGUAUAUUAACUUACUAAUACCUCCAAGGAGACCAGUUCAGCCCUCAAACUAUAUGCAGUCUGACAGCAGUGUUGCACAGUUACAGCAGGAGAAUGUAGCAUGGGUAACAUGUUUAUGUUAAUUAUAGGGAAUGGUGCGCAAUU
Xenopus tropicalis (tropical clawed frog) is the source of this 3715-nucleotide messenger RNA. It is a transcript of the gene lysmd4, whose product is annotated as LysM, putative peptidoglycan-binding, domain containing 4. The coding region runs from base 563 to 1441 and encodes 292 amino acids. Gene Ontology annotation, cellular component: membrane. The record is from RefSeq and is a predicted model, not a curated record. NCBI's taxonomy places the organism in Eukaryota, Metazoa, Chordata, Amphibia, Anura, Pipidae. The transcript has 4 exons.